Molecule: messenger RNA, 375 nt
Organism: Lichtheimia ornata
Lineage: Eukaryota; Fungi; Mucoromycota; Mucoromycetes; Mucorales; Lichtheimiaceae
Product: acyl carrier protein
Exons: 2
Coding region: 1-375 (124 amino acids)
Biological process (GO): fatty acid biosynthetic process
Cellular component (GO): mitochondrion
Molecular function (GO): acyl carrier activity; acyl binding
Source: RefSeq, a predicted model, not a curated record
AUGUUCUUCCGUCCUUCUGUUUUGCUUAAUGCUGCAUCGCGCGCUGCUUCUGUUUCUACUGUGAGCCGUCAAGCUGCUUUCCGCGCUACUCCCGCUGUCCUCACUCGUCUUUAUACUACUGGUGGUGUUCCCCGUGAGAAUGUCGAAUCGCGCGUUCUUGAUAUCGUCAAGGGUUUCGAUAAGGUUGACGCCUCCAAGGUUACCAACGCCUCCAACUUUAUCAAUGACCUCGGUUUGGAUAGCUUGGAUGCUGUUGAAGUUGUGAUGGCCAUCGAAGAAGAAUUUGGUGUCGAGAUCCCUGACAAGGAGGCUGAUGAAAUCAAAUCCGUGAACCAAGCUAUUGACUACAUUGCUUCCCGUGCUGAUGCUCAAUAA